AUGAGAGUCGGCCGAAAACCACGAAUUCAACCUCGUCUGACAAAGACACAGGCACUACGACAGGCGAGAAGUGCCACUGUAGUGAGAGAAUUUGAACAGAAAGAAGAAGCAGCGCGACAACCACAACCACAACCAGCCUUAGCAGGCCCUAGCAGAAGGCGAGUACCACUGCAUACUCCAGCCGAGCCGAAGAAAGUCGAGUUUGCCAGACCAGCUAUGACAAAGGCGAUGCUGGCCCGAGUAAAGCAUGCGGAGAAGUUGAAGCAGGAAUAUGAACGUAAACAAGAGGAAGCUGCACCACGAAGGCCAAGAAGGACACCUGCACCGAUCGGUGGUGACCCUAGAUUAGGUAGAGAGAGGCGACGACCUAUUAGAGCUGCCCCGACAGUAUCUCCGCCGAUUUCGCCUCCUAGACCAGCGAGAAGACUAGAAAGACGAAGAAUACCGGAACCCCCGGCUAUCCCCGAGAGAACCAGGGAAUUAGCGAGAUCCAUGAAUGCCCAGGUGAUCCAAGCCGAGCCAGUAGGCGAGGGCCCAAUUGAUAGCAUUGUGAUACCACCGAACUCGGUGGACGAGACUCGGACCACUAUCGUCAGCAUCCCUCAACCACCUUCGGUCAGCGUUGAAGCGGCGGUAUCUGACAUAGCGAAUCGUUCAAUUCAAGUGAUCAGUGAGACUCUCGAUGAGCAAGAAGCUGCUGAAGCGGUCGCAGUGCAGGACAAGUUGGAGGACUUGCAACAAGCGAGACGAGACUUUAUGAUGUCUGUGGCGAAUGUCGGUGGUAAUGCCGUAAAACUCGCAGAAGAAGAAAGACCUAGAUACAUUUACAAAGUUCCUGAUAUUGAGAGCGAGAUGUUCCGCGUUGAAUACGGUCGAGAACAUCCAGUCAUCGUGGCGGCACGCGAAUUCGUCAAAAAAAGUAUGGCCGGACUUAAGGCGCGUGAAGCAGCUCGCCGAGCUGAACAGGAAUUCGAGAAGUUAAUAGAAAUAGAGGAGCAAUUGCCGGAGAAUCUGCUUUUAGACAUACCUCUCGAGGAGGAGUUUUUACCUGAAGGUGAGAUAUCCUGGAGAGAAGAGGAAGACUUGUCUAAGAUAAAACCCACGAUGCGAGACGUAUCAAGGCGCGAGGCACGUUAUGAGUAUCCUCCAUUCGAACCAGAGGAGCUAGAGAGAUUUUUUGACGUGGAACAGUAUCCAAUAAGUCCACCACGUGGACCACCACCUGGUCGCGAGCAUCUCCCGCCGGAACUUUGGGAGCUAGAGGAUCCUUGGGUAUGGGGCGCACAGCCAGACAUAUCCGAUCUCAUUCGCUUCGAGAGCCCUUAA
Atta colombica is the source of this 1326-nucleotide messenger RNA. Its product is annotated as titin-like. Bases 1 to 1326 code for a protein of 441 amino acids. Lineage: Eukaryota; Metazoa; Arthropoda; Insecta; Hymenoptera; Formicidae. The transcript is spliced from 6 exons. The record is from RefSeq and is a predicted model, not a curated record.